Messenger RNA from Oncorhynchus keta (chum salmon), 4588 nucleotides. Its product is annotated as ice-structuring glycoprotein-like. The transcript has 13 exons. NCBI's taxonomy places the organism in Eukaryota, Metazoa, Chordata, Actinopteri, Salmoniformes, Salmonidae. Bases 995 to 2824 code for a protein of 609 amino acids. The record is from RefSeq and is a predicted model, not a curated record.
CCCUUUUCAUCAAUAUACACCACACCAGAGAGACUAGAUAUGAGUGGGCGUCCUAUUGUUAGAUAGAACCAAAGAUAAUUCAGUAUGAAUAUAUCGUACUCUGGGACCUCCCCAUCCAGACUUUUUUACGGUCUUCUUAGUGGACAUGAACCCUUGUGUCUGCCUAACAGCUGCUAUAGGCAACAGCGAGUGCAAUGCGCACAACAUGGGAAACAUUUACAGUUUUGCAUGUCAGUAAUCAAGUCUUCAAGGUACAUAACUUUUAAAAUGCAGAAAUACAUCCAGAAUUUUCUCGCCAAUUUCGUGGUAUCAAAUUGGUAGUUACAGUCUUGUCCCAUCGCUGCAACUCCCGUAUGGACUCGGGAGAGGCGAAGGUCGAGAUCCGUGCGUCCUCCGAAACACGACAUAGCCAAACCGCACUGCUUCUUGACACAAUGCCCGAUUAAACCGAAACCGGCCGCACCAAUGUGUCAGAGGAAACACCGUACACCAGGCAACCCUGUCAGCUCCAGGCAACCCUGUAGCUCCAACCGCUCUAACCGCUCCGGUAACCAAUUUGACCGAAACACCAAAUAUCCCAGUACCAACUAUCCAAGUACCAACUACCCAAGUGCCAAAUACAAAGGCAGCCCCAGCAACAGAGGAGCCAUUGACCAGCCCUCAACUGUCACUGCAGUUCAGCCUGACAUCUAACUUUACUAGCUCUCUGAGCAACAGCAGUUCACCAGAGUUCCUGGCAUUGGCUAAACAAGUGUCUACACAGCUGGAUAACUUGUUCAAGGCUGAAUUUGGAGCCAGAUUUAUUCAAACUGUUGUCAAUAGAUUCCGGUCAGGAUCAAUUGUGGUGGAGUGUACGUUGAUUUUCAACAACGUCAGCUUAGUGCCUAACACUAGCCUGGCAGCACAAACUUUACAAACUGCCAUUACUUCCAACACCUCUGGCCUGACCUUGCCUGUCAAUUCAUCCUCCAUUGUGGUCACGCGCACUACUACAAUGACUACUGCAGCUCCAACCGCAGCAACCACCACCGUUGCAGCAACUGCUGCUUCAACUGCAGCAACUGCUGCUUCAACUGCAGCAACUGCUGCUUCAACUGCAGCAACUGCUGCUUCAACUGCAGCAACUGCUGCUUCAACUGCAGCAACUGCUGCUCCAACUGCAGCAACUGCUGCUCCAACUGCAGCAACUGCUGCUCCAACUGCAGCAACUGCUGCUCCAACUGCAGCUGUCACCACGCCACCUCCAACAGUGGCCACCACCACCAACGCUGCUCCGGCGGCAGCCACCACCACUGCUGUCGCAUCAACUGAUCCUCCAUCUUCUAGUGAAGGAACCCUGAGUCUUCGGUUUAGCCUCAACCAGAUGUUCACCUCAGAUCUUGCCAACUCGUCCUCUUCAGCAUUCAAGGCUCUGGCUGGCACAGUGGUCUCGGAGCUGGAUAACUUGUUCAAGGCUGAAUUUGGAGCCAGAUUUAUUCAAACUGUUGUCAAUAGAUUCCGGUCAGGAUCAAUUGUGGUGGAGUGUACGUUGAUUUUCAACAACAUCAGCUUAGUGCCUAACACUAGCCUGGCAGCACAAACUUUACAAACUGCCAUUACUUCCAACACCUCUGGCCUGACCUUGCCUGUCAAUUCAUCCUCCAUUGUGGUCACGCGCACUACUACAAUGACUACUGCAGCUCCAACCGCAGCAACCACCACCGUUGCAGCAACUGCUGCUUCAACUGCAGCAACUGCUGCUUCAACUGCAGCAACUGCUGCUCCAACUGCAGCUGUCACCACACCACCUCCAACAGUGGCCACCACCACCAACGCUGCUCCGGCGGCAGCCACCACCACUGCUGUCGCAUCAACUGAUCCUCCAUCUUCUAGUGAAGGAACCCUGAGUCUUCGGUUUAGCCUCAACCAGAUGUUCACCUCAGAUCUUGCCAACUCGUCCUCUUCAGCAUUCAAGGCUCUGGCUGGCACAGUGGUCUCGGAGCUGGAUAACUUGUUCAAGGCUGAAUUUGGAGCCAGAUUUAUUCAAACUGUUGUCAAUAGAUUCCGGUCAGGAUCAAUUGUGGUGGAGUGUACGUUGAUUUUCAACAACAUCAGCUUAGUGCCUAACACUAGCCUGGCAGCACAAACUUUACAAACUGCCAUUACUUCCAACACCUCUGGCCUGACCUUGCCUGUCAAUUCAUCCUCCAUUGUGGUCACGCGCACUACUACAAUGACUACUGCAGCUCCAACCGCAGCAACCACCACCGUUGCAGCAACUGCUGCUUCAACUGCAGCAACUGCUGCUUCAACUGCAGCAACUGCUGCUUCAACUGCAGCUGUCACCACGCCACCUCCAACAGUGGCCACCACCACCAACGCUGCUCCGGCGGCAGCCACCACCACUGCUGUCGCAUCAACUGAUCCUCCAUCUUCUAGUGAAGGAACCCUGAGUCUUCGGUUUAGCCUCAACCAGAUGUUCACCUCAGAUCUUGCCAACUCGUCCUCUUCAGCAUUCAAGGCUCUGGCUGGCACAGUGGUCUCGGAGGUGAACAAGAUUUUUGUUAACACCCUAAGCUUCAAUCGUUCCAUUGUCAACUCAUUCAAGAGUGGCUCCGUAGUUACCAACAUGACACUUGUGUUCAGUAACAAAAAUUCGGUUCCCAGUGCAGGCAGCGCACAGGCAACUUUCACCAGCAGUUCCACCUCCCUGAACAUCCUACAGGGCAGCGUCAGUGUUGAGUCAUCAGUCAAUUCAGGAAGUGCUCCCCGACCCACUGCCUUCUGUCUGUCUGCCUUGCCUCUCACGUUGGCACUGCUAAUGGUACAGUUGCUGGCUAACUAAUAGCUUGUGUCAUAGCUACUGUGGCAUUGGCUUGACCAAUGAACUUGACCAAUUUUGACCAAUUUUCCAGCUCUCAUAGAGACACCCUUAAGAUGAAUGACCUGCUUUAGCAGAAGAAUGCACAAUGGACUGUACCUGUGUUAAUUACAAAAUAAGUAUCUAUUUCAUACAUACCCCCAAGUACACAAAAACAAAAACACACCUUUUUGAUGUCAAGUAUGAUAUUUGUGACAUUCCUUAAGACUUCGUGUGUUUUUUUUCUGCUUAUGAGUAUUGAUAUUCAUAGUAUUGAUAAUUAAGGGAUAAAACAAAGGUAUGGAUUUUUUUUGACAAACCAAUGCUAAAAUGUGGCAAGGUAAAAUGCCUUAUCUUUCAAGUGACUGUAUUUCCACUUAUCCAUAUAGGCUCUCAAAUACAUUACUUAUUUAUUUGCAGCUUGCACAUGUUUUAUCUGUUAGAUUUAUAUGGAAAAUAACUUAAACAAUUAGAAAACCUUCCCUGCAACAUGAGACAUCCAAAUCCUAUUGUAUAAUUUGUUUGCUUUUGUGUUGCCUCUUUAAUUAGGAACUGCUUGUAACUACUGCAUUUAACUACUACAUUUAACUACUGCAUUUAACUAUUGCAGACCAAAUACCUUUAUGAUAUUUACUUUGAGUUAUUUUGGGCAUAUCACUGAAGUGUCAAAGUGGCCGAGGAACUAAUGCGGACCACUGCCCUGUUUUAAAAACAUUGUAACGUCUUACCUUGUUAAUAAUAUUCAAUCCAGUAUGUAAAACCCAUAGAAGUACAUUUUCUUCAUUACUGUUUUAAUAUAAUUAUAUUUUGGGUCAUGUAAGUGCGUUGAAUAAUUCAUUUAUAAAUCAUUUACAAUAUGAGUUACCAUGUAAGUAACAACUUACAAACAAGCGCCCCAAAUGAUGUUAUGAACAGUAAUCAUAUAUUUAUACUGAACAAAAAUAUUAAACGCAAAGUCUCAUGUUUCAUGAGCUGAAAUAAAAGAUCCCAAAAUUUGUUAACAUCCCUGUUAGUGAGCAUUUCUCAUUUGCCAAUAUAAUCCAUCCCCCUGACGUAAACUCAGAUAUUUGGAUAUAAAUAUGAACUUUAUCGAACAAAACAUACAUGUAUUGUGUAACCUGAAGUCCUAUGAGUGUCUUCUGGUGAAGAGCAUCAAAGGUUAGUGAUUAAUUGUAUCUCUGUUUCUGCUUUUUUGUGACUCCUCUCUUUGGCUGGAAAAAUGGCUGUAUUUUUCUGUGACUAGAUGCAGACCUAACAUAAUCAUUUGGUGUGCUUUCGUCGUAAAGCCUUUUUGAAAUCGCACACUGUUUAUCUUUAAAAUGGUGUAAAAUACUUCUAUGUUUGACGAAUUUUAAUUAUGAGAUUUCUGGUUUGAAUUUGGUGCCCUGCACUUUCACUGGCUGUUGUCAUAUCAAUCCCAUUAGCGGGAUCUAAGCAAUAAGAAGUUUAAACUAGACAUUUGUGGAGUCUUGAUGAGAUUUGAUGACUCCAACCUAAGUGUAUUUAAAUUUCCGACUUCAACUGUGGGUUAGUAUUGUGGAGUAACUCAAAUGUUGUUGAUCCAUCCUCAGUUUUCUCAUAUCACAACUAUGAAACUCUGUAACUGUUUUAAUAAGGAUCGGAUAUGACUAUUCUUGAUACCAUUUGAAAGGAAACACCUUGAAGUUUGUUGAAGUGUGAAAUGAAUGUAGGAUAAUAUAACACAUUAGAUCGGGUAAAAGAUUAUACAAAAUAAAAAAACAUGUUUUA